AUGCCCAGGGGCCCCCUGCGGGAGUACCUGCUCAGCAACAUCAGGGGUCAGGGCGCCCGCAACCAGGGCGUCCAGGUGCCGACGGAGGCCGCCACCGAGAAGGGGCAGGGCGCCCGCAACCAGGGCACCGAGGAGCCCGCCGAGAAGAAGGCGCCCGCCGAGAAGAAGCAGAAGGCGCCCGUCGUGGAGGCCUCUGCCGCGAAGGAGAAGGUGACCACCACGGACGCCCAGGGCCGCGCCCGCUUCGUGUCGUCCAGCGCCAUGGCCGACGAGGCCCCUGCCAAGGAGAAGGUAACCACCACGGACGCCGAGGGCCGCGCCCGCUUCGUGUCCUCUGGCGCCAAGGCUGACGAGGCCCCUGCCAAGGCGGCAGCCCCUGCCGAGGCGGCAGCCCCUGCCAAGGCGGCAGUGACCACCACGGACGCCCAGGGCCGCGCCCGCUUCGUGUCCUCUGGCGCCAAGGCCGACGAGGCCCCUGCCAAGGCGGCAGCCCCUGCCAAGGCGGCAGUGACCACCACGGACGCCCAGGGCCGCGCCCGCUUCGUGUCGUCCGGCGCCAAGGCCGACGAGGCGGCUCCGUCCAAGCCCGGCGGCGUCUACUGCGACUCCGUGGAAAAGUGCGUGCGGAGGAAGACGAGGACGGUGCACAUCGGCAAGGUGAAGGUGGGCUCCGACCACCCCAUCGCCACGCAAACGAUGACCACCACCCUCACCGAGGACGUUGAGGCCACGGUGGCGCAGAUCAAGAGGUGCGCCGACAUGGGCGUCGACAUCGUCCGCAUCACG
This is a messenger RNA of Prorocentrum cordatum, 786 nucleotides long. The record is from the annotation of a GenBank genome assembly. NCBI's taxonomy places the organism in Eukaryota, Dinophyceae, Prorocentrales, Prorocentraceae.